Penicillium cataractarum is the source of this 432-nucleotide messenger RNA. RefSeq lists its product as uncharacterized. The record is from RefSeq and is a predicted model, not a curated record. The coding region runs from base 1 to 432 and encodes 143 amino acids. NCBI's taxonomy places the organism in Eukaryota, Fungi, Ascomycota, Eurotiomycetes, Eurotiales, Aspergillaceae. The transcript has a single exon. Gene Ontology annotation, molecular function: peroxiredoxin activity.
AUGACGGAUAAAUCCCCCAGCUCCCUUGGCGACGCCCACAAGAGGCUCUUUGACGAGGGCCUCAAGAUCCGAUACGAAGUCGCUGGCAAGGCCUACGUCGACCGGUCUUUAUCGUCAGCUUCCUCCUUCACCCAGCCCAUGCAGGACCUCGUCACUGAGGCAUGCUGGGGCUCGGUAUGGGCUAGACCCGGUCUCGAUCGCAAGCAAAGGUCUUUGCUGAAUAUCGGGAUGCUUUGCGCCCUUAACCGUGGUGCAGAGUUGGCAGUUCAUGUACGCGGUGGGGUUAACAACGGAUUGUCUGAGCUUGAGAUUCGCGAGGCAUUGCUCCAAGUGGCUAUAUAUGUUGGUAUGCCUGCUGGGCUGGAGGGAUUUCGCAUUGCAGAAAAGGUGAUACGGGAGAUCCAAGAGGAAAAGGCUAAAAGCACCCAGUGA